Monascus purpureus is the source of this 1599-nucleotide messenger RNA. Lineage: Eukaryota; Fungi; Ascomycota; Eurotiomycetes; Eurotiales; Aspergillaceae. The record is from the annotation of a GenBank genome assembly.
AUGCUAGGAACAGCCGAUUCGAAGCCGGUGAAGCGCUGCAAAGAGGCGGAAGUGGAGUCGCGCGCAGAAGAGGACCUCGUCAAUGCAUCUGGCCACCGGCAGGAGGUUGAUCGCAACUUUGGGCUGUUCAAUAUCAUCGGCCUGGGGCUUUCGAGUGGGAAUACCUGGAUUGCCUUGGGUGGGAGCAUAGUCACUGCCAUCGGCAAUGGCGGACCACCAGGCGUCAUAUAUGAGCUGAUAGCGGCAUCCGUCUUCUACUGGUUCAUCGCGGCGUCGAUUGCCGAGCUGGCAUCUGCUUUGCCCUCUUCUGGCGGAGUCCACCACUGGGCCUCGGUGACAGCAGGCCCAUACGGGCGUGUCUGCGGCUGGUUCGCGGGCUGGUGGAACUUCUUCGCGUGGAUCUUCGGGGCGGCCUCGACGACGCAGAUUGUCGCCGCGCAGUCAGUGUCCAUGUACGCGCUCUUCCACCCCGGGUUUGAAUGGCAGCGGUGGCAUGUGUUUGUCUCGUACAUCAUCAUCACCUGGAUGUGCUGUCUGCUCGUUGCAUUCGCGAACCGGGCCAUGCCCACCGUUGAAGCCCUGGGAGGCACUCUGGUCCUGCUCGGGUUCAUCAUCACACUCGUCGUCUGCGCCGUCAUGCCCCAUCGGAACAACCAACCGUACGCAUCCAACUCCUUCGUCUGGCGCGACUGGAAGAACGAAACCGGCUGGUCCAGCAACGGCCUCGUCUUCUGUCUAGGCAUGCUGAACGGCGCCUUCGCCGUCGGCACAGCCGAUGUCAUCUCGCAUCUCGCGGAGGAAGUACCGCGUCCGGCCAAAAACAUCCCCCUAGGCAUCCUCGCGCAGUACGUGAUCGGAUUCAUCACAGCGCUGUGCUUCGCAGCCGGCAUCUUCUACGGCAUCUACGACCUAGACGCCGUCGUGAAGAGCGCCGACCUCUUCCCCCUCACCGAGAUCUACCGGCAAACCACCGGCUCCGCAGGCGGCUCGCUCGGCCUGCUCAUCGUCGCCAUGAUCCCGUUAUUCGCCGCCAUAAUCGGCUGCUAUCUCACCUCCAGCCGCGUCUUCUGGACCCUGGCCCGCGACCAUGCAGCCCCCUGCAGCCAUUUCUUCAGCCGCAUCAACCGCACGCAGCGCAACCCGUUCAACUCCAUCCUCCUCUGCGGCCUUUUCUGCACCGUCCUCGGUUGCAUCUAUGUCGGAAAUUCCACCGCGUUCAGCGCCUUUGCUGACUCGUUCGUCGUGCUCACCUCCCUGUCCUACCUGGCCGCUAUUCUGCCACAUUUGCUGACGAAUCGAGCCAAUCUCAGACCCGGCUGGUUCCGGAUGAAGGGCUAUGUAGGAUAUGUGGUGAAUGCGAUUUCCUCGCUGUAUAUCAUUGUGUUCGUGGUGCUGUUUUGUUUUCCGUUUGCAAUGCCGACUGAUCCUCAGAAUAUGAACUAUACGUGCCUCAUUACGGGGGGGUUGUCGCUGUUUAUUGUGGCAUUUUGGUUCUGGAGGCAGGGGGAUUACGAGGGGGCCUGUAGCGCCGCUGGGUUAGUGACCGGUUGGCGGAGGAUGCCGUAUAGGAUAGAGCUCUAUAGAACUUCAAGAACGUAG